Molecule: messenger RNA, 621 nt
Organism: Closterium sp. Naga37s-1
Lineage: Eukaryota; Viridiplantae; Streptophyta; Zygnematophyceae; Desmidiales; Closteriaceae
Source: the annotation of a GenBank genome assembly
AUGGAACUUCACACGGCCGCACGAAACGGCGACUUGGAGGCGGUUCGACGGAUGAUAGUGGUGGAUGGCGCCGACGUCAACGCUCGCGAUAAGCUGAACCGCACGCCGCUCCAUCUAGCAGCCUGGGCGGGCCACGCUGACGUCAUCACCCUGUUGUGCGCCAGCAAGGCGGCGGUCAACGCAGCAGCCGCGGACGACACUUCAGCGCUCCACUUCGCAGCGCAGAAGGGCCACGUCAGCGCCACGCGUGCGCUGCUGGCGGAAGGAGCAAAGCCGGCCGCGGCCACUAGAAAGGGCAUGACUGCCUUGCACUUUGCAGCUUCCAAGAACUUUCCGGAGGUAGUUAGGUUACUGGCUAGGAAAGGGGGAAAGGAGCUAUUAGGUAUGCGGAACAAAAGUGGCGAGAAGGCGGCUGAUUUGGCUGGGAAUGAGGAGAUCAAGAGACUAUUGGAGGGUCUGGAGGAGGAGUUAAUCAGCAGUGGUGGAGGCAAGGGCAAGGAGAAGGGGAAGAAGGAACACUCUGGGGGGGAGGAGAAAGGAGGGGAUGGGACGCACAGGGAAAUUGGUUUGUCUCAUCUCAGUGCUGAUGUGGAUGAUGCAUGGGAGGAGGAAGCAGCCUGA